UUUACCUACUUUCCUUGUCAAUGUACAAAGUUGUAUUUACAUUGUUUAAAACCCAAUUAUUGGUGUCAACUUCAGCUAGCUAACAAGUUCACCAAUGUUCCCCGCAAUAAGAUAAUAUUAACUCGCAUGAUGGAGCUAACAUUAGCUAGAUAGUGUCAGCUACUGUAGGCUGUUAGCUAAAUUGUAUAGGCUAUUUGAUUUUAGCUGUAGCGAGCUCUCUGACAUUGUUCACUAGCAAGGGGUUUAUUAAAAUAAGCUCCUACCUCUUCCAGACAAGCUUAGCUACCUUUAGCUAACCAACGUUAGGUAUUCCAGACUGGAAUCUGGUUAGCUAACGUAACUAGUUAGCUAACAUUGAAUAUGGCUCGUGCCAGCCAUGCGUGCAGAAGUUGCACCCCUGUUUUAGCGAAUACUUUUUAAAGUAACUAUGUCUGGUCUCACGCAUGCAGCAUUGCAAUUACAAAGCUUUCUAACCAUGGUAAACGUUACACAAGUCGUUCGUUGUGAAUCUAUUUUUUUGGAGUGUGUCAACCCCAAGUUAAUAAAUCAGUCCAACAGAGAACAACAACGUUAUCACACACUGACUGCACCCAAAUAAUACUCGUUACCUGACAGCUCAGAUCUGUUAGGGUCGUUGUUUACCAUGGUUGUUACUAUAAUACGUGUGAUUUGAUGGGAAAGGACAGCUUUGGACAUAGGGAGUUUGGUUGAGCACCAUCCCACAAAAUAAUGAAGAAUAAAGCACUUUGUCAGAAAACAAACUUUGAGUUACUAUUUGCAAACAUUAUUGUAUUUUACAGGUUCACACAGACCAGAAGUCCAGCUGUAAACUAGCUUGCUUUCAAUCAUUGUUACUCCAUGGAAUGGAGCAAAGGUUGACCUCUCAUGCAUAGAGUAUGAAAAUGGCUGCAGGUAGCACUUUAACUCCAUGUUCGUCAUUGUGAAAGGUUUCCCUCUCACCCCCUCUAAUGUUUAACACUGGAUCCUUUGUGGAACUUGUAAUGGAAGAGUGCUAACAGGAAUCUCUACUCAUUGUCUGCUUAGAACAUCUGAAUUGGUGGUUUAGGCCCUACUCUCUGGUUUCUAUGAAAAAUCCUAUAGCAAGCCUCUUCACUAUAGCAAUACCACUUAGUCAUUUGAUACAGUCAGAGGUAGACUUGGGACCCCAGUGUCCACUGUCAGGCCACUACCAUGGUGGGCAAAGACGCUAUGGUGAGUGGGGACAGGGCUGUGGAGGAAGAGGCUGCACUGGACUUGAAGGAGACCUCCCCUGGAGAGCCUGACCCUGAGAUGGCUCUUCCCCCACCUGAGGACCCCUCAGACGGCCAGACCAAGACCGCCCGGACCUGGGAGUUGUCGGUGGUGUUCCUGUGUUUCUAUGGGUUUAUGGUGCAGCUGAAGCCUGGGGAGCCCUUUAUAACACCAAACCUGCUCAGCAUGGAGAAGAACUUCACCAGGGAACAGGUGACAAAUGAGAUCAACCCGAUCCUGUCUUACUCCUACAUGGCGGUGCUGGUGCCAGUCUUCCUCCUGACAGACGUCCUGCGUUACAAGCCCGUCCUGGUCCUCUCCAGCCUCAGCCACGUGGCCAUCUGGCUCCUCCUCCUCCUGGGCUCCUCGCUCUUAGAGAUGCAGUUCAUGGAGUUCUUCUAUGGCAUCACCAUGGCAGCACGCGUGGCUUACUCCUCCUAUAUAUUCUCCCUGGUCACCCCAGAGCUCUACCAACGUGUGGCCAGCUACUCGCGCUCUUGUGUCCUCAUGGGGGUGUUUGCCAGCUCGGUGCUGGGCCAGGUGCUGAUAUCCGUGGGCAGGCUCUCCUUCGCCACGCUCAGUGCUGUCUCCUUGGCCUUGGUGUCCUUCGGCCUGGUGCUCUCCUGCUGCCUGCCCUGGCCCAAGAGGUCCCUGUUCUUCAACAGGGCCCACCACGCUGCCCAGAGGAACCUCCAGGAGCAGGCUGCCGCCCAGUCAGAGCUGGCCAGGAUGAAGCAGGGCGAAGCGGGCUUGGGUUCAGGUGACACGCCCUCCCUGGCCCCUCUCAGCUCUGGUUCCUCCUGGAGGGACUCAGUGUUUAUUCAGAUGCUGAAGGAGCUGAGGAACGUGCCGCGGAGGCCCAGCCUGAGACUGUGGAGCCUGUGGUGGGUGUUCAACUCCGCUGGCUACUACCUGGUGCUGUUGUACAUCCAUGUCCUGUGGAACAAGGUGUACCCCGCCACGGAGAACAAACACGUCUACAACGGAGGGGUGGAGGCUGUCUCCACACUACUGGGUGCGAUCACGUCGUUUGCAGCGGGCUUCGUGAAGAUCCGCUGGAACGUGUGGUCUGAGCUGGUGAUCGGCGUCAUCACGGCUCUACAGGCUGGCCUGCUGCUCCUCAUGGGGACCACCAGCAACAUCUGGGUCUGCUAUGUGGCCUACUCCCUCUUCAAGGGUUUCUACCAGUUCCUCGUGCCCAUCGCCAUUUUCCAGAUCGCCUCCUCGCUCACCAAGGAGCUGUGUGCCCUGGUGUUUGGGGUCAACACUUUCCUGGCGACCGUUCUGAAGUCCAUCAUCACCCUCAUCGUCUCUGACAAGAAGGGUCUGGGACUAGACGUGCACUCCCAGUUCCUGGUCUACUUCUUCUACUUUGCCUUGCUGACGGUUAUCUACCUGGGCUGUGCUGCCUUGGUCAUCAUUCGCCACUACAGGAACCAAUCGGCAGGAGGUGGAGGGGACACCGACCAGGCCACGCCCACUGAGCUAUGUACCGUACCAUCAAACCCCUCGGAGACGGAACCUCUGUCCAAUGGGAACAACGUGAAGGCCUGAAAGGGAUAUUCCGGAAUGUUGGCAAUGAAGCUCUUUAUCUACUUCCCCAGAGUCAGAUUAACUCGUGGAGACCAUUUUUAUGUAUCUACAUGCAAUUUAAAGGAAUUUGCUACCUAGCGUUAGCCAAAUUGCUAACUACCGUUAGCGUAAUGACUGGAAGUCUAUCGGAACAGCUAGCAUGCAAGUUGUUCAUGUAGAAUUCCUGUCAUUGCGCUAGCUAACGCUAGUUGGCAUUGGAUCGCGAAACUACCUUGAACUUCCUUCAUACUGGAUGCAGAGACAUACAAAUGGUAUCCAUGAGUUCAUCUGACUGUGUGGAAGUAGAUAAAGGGUCUCCUUGCCAAAAUCCUCAACUAUCCCUUGAACAUUGUGUCAUCUUUACAUCAACACCUAAACCCCCUACACUGACUUGGAGUGAUCUAAACGGUCUGGGAAUCUCUACUACGGUUUCCACACGACUGCACAAGGACAGAUGAGACUUAAGAGGUGAGUUGAGACCUCAUGACACUUCGUUGGAUGUGUUGGGGGAGUGUAGUUUACCAGUGUUAGUGAACAGUCACUGUUCUCAGCCCUUAGUGCCUUAUCCGUUAUAUCCAACGUGUAUUCAGUUCACCAAAAGGAUGUUAUUAUGGAAUACAUAUUUUUUUCUCAAUGUUUUUAAAGAAUUACAGGCAGGGCCCACAUACAUUACUACAAGAUUUUAAAAAAGCUCACUCGAUCAACCCUAAUGGUCUUGUAAGCAGCGGUGGAAAGAUACCUUCAUAGAAAUGACUCAAGUAAAAGUCUAAAAGUAUUUGGUUUUUAAAUAAACUUAAGUAUUCAAAAGUAAGAGUAUAAAUGAUUUCAAAUGACUUAUUAAGCAAACCAGAUGGCACAAUUGCAUUUUUUCUUCAUCAGUAGCCAGGGGGACACUCCAACACUGAGACAUCAUUUGUGUUUUGUGAGUCCGCCAGAUCAGAGGCAGUAGAGAUAACCAGGGUUGUUCUUUUGAUAAGUGUGUGAAUUUGACCAUUUUUCUGUCCUGCUAAGCAUUCAAAAUGUAACGAGUACUUUUGGGUGUCAGGGAAAAUGUAGGGAGUAAAAUGUACAUUAUUUUCUUUAGGAAUGUAGUGACGUAAAAUUUGUCAAAAAUAUAAAUAGUAAAGUACAGAUACUUCUUAAGUAGUACUUAAGUAUUUUUAAGUACUUUACACCACUGCUUGUAAGUAGCAAUACAUGACCUUGUAUGCGGCUCAAAUCACAUUAUUGUGGAAGCACCUCUAAAAGAAUGAAUUAGGCUGUUUGGGAAGGUUUGCAUCCUAAGCAACCUGCCUCAACAUUGUUUCGAAGUACGAUUGACCAGCAUAUAGCUACUGUAGUAGGUACAUUUAAGGAAUUUUCUUUUUCGGCUUUAAACCAAUCCCUACUUCUCACUCAAACAGUGUUUUGUUUUUAAUAGUCAGAGUUUGGGCCUAGUUGUCAGCCUAAUGUUCUCAGAGAGACUGUUGACAUGUACUUUGUAGUGGCUGCUUUGCUCUUCUUAUCCCAGAAACAUCCCAAAUGGUGUUAUCCACGGGGGAUUAUGUUCAGAGUUUUCCAAAUACAGGGUAAUCAUAUGUUCCCUAAUAAUGUUGAAGCACGUUUGUUUUUGUAACUGACUGAGAAAAUACUCAUUUCAAGUAGAGGGGACCAAUAGGAAAUUAUCUAUAGAAACAGUCUAACUAAUUCUACUGGACUACUUCUUCUACUGAUGGAAAAAUAGCCUGUUAUAUUCAGCAAAUGAUUCACUGUUUUUCGAUCAUUAGGAAUUCUCGACAAUUGCUGUAAUUCUAUUGAUUAACAAAAACCAUAUUUUGAAUCUGUGUGUCUAUUGUUAGCUGUACAGAAGUCCUCCAGUGAGAGAGGUGUGCCUUACAGGAUCAUGAUUACUAUGUGAUCACAUUAGCAUUGCUUUAGAUUAAGUAGACACGUGACAGGAUGCAUUUUUGGGCUGCUGAAUCUUCCUGAAGAUUUUUAUUUGAAGAGUGAAAAGAUUUUCUAAAUGAAGCCCUUUGUGUGUAUGUUCACUACACUCCCAUUGUCUUAGGUUUAAUCAGCGAUUGCUUGUGAACAAAGCAGAUGCCAAUUGUUUUAGGGCCUUCAAACUAACCAUAUCAGUGGACUUUUAUUUUUAAAAUGUCACCUUUAUUUAACCAGGUAGGCCAGUUGGGAACAAGUUAUGCUUGCUGCCAGUGAGUAAUUCAAUGCACCUUGUGUCAGGAAGUGUUUUAGCGACCAUGUUGUGUAUAGUUUUGCUUACGGGAGAGUGAGGUAAGUUGAGCCAUUUUUUCCGUUCAGCACUUACGUUCAAACACUUUGUAGUUUAUAUAUAUAUAUAUAUAUAUAUAUAUUUUUUUUUUUAAACAUUGGCCAGGCCCUGUUACCUCAUAUCCCAGCGAUAAUGCCUUGCAUUAUGCCUGGGAUGAAAACACUUCAAUUUGCUCAACUUGCCAUUGGUUCAACUUUUACCCCAAGACAAACAUUUUGAUUAUAUUAGCACACACACAUACAAUAAAGCACUUUCAUGCUGAUGUAUAGAAUAAUCUUAAAAUUAUCUACUUUGCUUUAGAUACAAGCAUCAUGAAACCUCUAUAACAGAAAUUAAUUUGACUUGGUGAAAAUCUUUUUUUUAUUUUUUAUUUUUUUACUUAACUUUUUCUAAAUGGUUUCUUCCUUCAGACUCCAUGAAUGACACCUCUUCCUAGAUAUUUGGUCAAAUUAUAACAUUUUGUGUAUAGUUUCCUAGAAACAAGGGUGGCUCAAUUUACCUCUUUGGCUCAACUUACCCCACUCUCCACUAUUUUUGUUUAAAUGUUUUCAUGCAGAUUUGUCUUUUCUCCACCAGCAGUGCUAAUCAUCCGUUCAUUGUCAUCUUUUCUAAUAGGAAGCCCUCAUGAAUGUGAAUGUGUAAACUGGAGUAUAGUUGUUAUGAACUACUGCAAAUGAGUUUGAGGAUUUAGCAAUGAGCUGGCAGACCUUUAUUCCGCAUGUUUUUUUCGAAUGAGCUAUUUUGUAUUGUUUUGAUGCAGGGGUUCUCACAACGUUUUUGCUUUAUGACCCACCAAUUGAGCUGUGUUUUGCCGUUUCAAAGCUCAUCCCCUGCAAUUCCACAUCCUGCCAUGGAGCUGAAAUAACAUUUUUGCAAUUUUAAAACCAAUUUCCUGCAAUUCUAUGCAUUUUGACAUGGCUGGUGUUCUUAUGCACAAACAUAACAUCAGUGGUGGCCUGAUUGUCUAGCUUUUAUUUUGUUGAUUGUAAAUUCUCAAAGAUUAUAGGCUAUUAUUGAAAAAUGUAUAGGUCCGUUCUCUUUUCUGCAUCCCAUCAAAGUUUGGGAACUACUGUUUUAAUGGAACAAUUUAUUUAUCUGUGUGCGUAAGAGUAAAAUGGUGUUUUCUUAAAUGUUUGUCACUGAGGAAAUAAAAUGCAAAAUGAAGUUGAAAAAUGUAAAUAUCUUUUAGGCCUAUAUGUUUAUUCUUUGGAAUCUGACAACUCGGGGAACUCAUAUCUGGUGUACCCUUUCCAUUCUAAAUGUGUUUAUACCAUACUUAAAGUACGCCCAUAAAUGCAGAUUAUACCUAUCCAUUUUUUAAAAUUGAAGUUGCCUUUAAUUUAAUUGCUGUGCAUAGGAAGUGGUUUGCUGAAUUUCUGUCCCCUUGAGUAAUCUUAGGACCAUCUUACUACAAAACUGAGAAAUCAUGUCAGAAUAUAGACUAUAGUAGUUGAGUGUCUAUUAAUUACAUGUAGGGUGGAUAAAAGAUGUGUGUGAACAAUACAAGCACUUAACUUGAGAACGCUAUGUACAAUGGGUCCGGAACACGAGAUAUGCAACUUGAACUUUGCACUAUUCUCUAAUUGAUUUAAAAGGUCAUAUCUCAAGGUAGGUUUCAGCAUAUAGUGAUGAGGUUGUAGAGUAUACAAUGAUUUUUACAUGGUCAUAAGGCCUCGUAAACAAAUACAAAGGUAUGAGAUUAAUUGCACCUAAUGGUCUAUAUGCCGUGCAGUAUACUAGCCAACGAGUUCAGUAUAGGAUAAGAUUUGUAACGUUAACUGUCAGAAUUGUUCAUGUUUAUUAUUGUCACACUGACUUCAAUCAAUGCCGAAUAUACACUUUGGGUGAAUGACUGAACCUAUUUUGUUGCUGUAAAAAAGACUUAUGUCAACAUUUUAUUUUUGAUUUACAAAUAAAUCAGUUUGGAAAAACAAUGUAGCAUUUGUUUUUUUAAUAAAUGUUGAUGACCUUGAGAGUGAUGGCACAGUACAUGUCACCUUAGGAAACUCCUCACCAGGGUCAUACACCGGUUAAUUCAGUGAGCUGCAAUGCUUUGGAUUUUGGAUAAAAAGCCUUAUUUAAUUUCUAUCACAGUGCAUAGACAUGAAAAACACUUGAGCACUUUUUGAGAAUUUUGAAACGCAAAAUGACAUUGCAAAACAAAAACAUAGUAAUUAGAUUUUUGAUACAAAAUGUCAUGAUUCUUGGCCCAGACUCAUCUCUUCCUCUGUCAAUACAUAGUCCAUUACUGAAAAGUGUGAAUGUUAAAACUACUUAAAAAAAAUGUUAAUCGCAAAAUAAAUACUCCUUUUAUCAAAACAUUUGAAAUA
Oncorhynchus masou masou (cherry salmon) is the source of this 7422-nucleotide messenger RNA. RefSeq names its product reduced folate transporter-like. NCBI's taxonomy places the organism in Eukaryota, Metazoa, Chordata, Actinopteri, Salmoniformes, Salmonidae. The coding region runs from base 1192 to 2805 and encodes 537 amino acids. The record is from RefSeq and is a predicted model, not a curated record. Gene Ontology annotation, biological process: folate transmembrane transport. Gene Ontology annotation, cellular component: basolateral plasma membrane; apical plasma membrane; plasma membrane. Gene Ontology annotation, molecular function: folic acid binding; folate:monoatomic anion antiporter activity. The transcript is spliced from 5 exons.